This is a messenger RNA of Necator americanus (New World hookworm), 1503 nucleotides long. RefSeq lists its product as uncharacterized. The coding region runs from base 1 to 1503 and encodes 500 amino acids. NCBI's taxonomy places the organism in Eukaryota, Metazoa, Nematoda, Chromadorea, Rhabditida, Ancylostomatidae. Gene Ontology annotation, molecular function: protein binding. The record is from RefSeq and is a predicted model, not a curated record. The transcript has 9 exons.
AUGAUUCACCUCUUUCUAUGCUGGCUACUACCAAAUGCUGCGCUAUCAGCGAUCGGUUAUCGAGGCACUCAACAAUGGUCCUGCAAGCGGUAUUCGAUAUCAAAUCGACCCUCGCAAGACUGUUCCGCCCAGGACCUAUCAGCGCUCCCAGCACUUUUUGCUGACGUUGUUUCGUUGAAUUUAGCGAAUAAUUCGUUUCCGAUUAUCGAACGGUUCCCGAAGAAUUACAGUAAUCUGCACACAUUACGACUGGACAAUUCUAAGAUAAGGAAGAUCGCGGUGCAGGCGUUCUCCUCCUUGUCUAGUAUUCGUGUCCUCGAUUUAUCCCAUAAUCAAUUGACAAGUGUCACUUUCGGAACCGGGCGUUAUGCUAUCACUACCCUUAAUCUUGCUCAUAACUCUCUCAGGUACCUUCCUGAUCUAAGUGGCCUUCGUUCACUGCGUAUUGUCGAUCUAUCCUACAAUCAUAUCCUUGCCGUAAACCCUGCCUACCUACCGCCAAACGUGGAAUCAUUGCGUCUUAUCGGGAAUAACAUCACUCAUCUCACCCAGUGGCCUUUCCUUAGAAAAUUGCAGGAACUAGACGUCUCCUUUAAUCCGCUAGAAUGUGCCUGUCCAUUGUGGGAGUUUGUUGGUUGGGCGGAGAGUUUGGCGCUGUUCCAGGAAGAGCAACUGCCGUGUCAACGUCCGAAAACUCUUCGUAAGGGUCGUGCAGAAGAGAUGAUCUGCGGACCGGAGCUGAUCGCUGCUCAACGCGUGGAUCAAACCACACUCUCCGUUGGGGAACCCCAUCGAAUGUGCUGCGCAGUGUCCUCCUAUCCUAAACCGGAUCUUUGGUGGGAACAUGAUGGGCAGAAUAUUAGUUGGACUACCACCCAACGCCAUCUUCCAGAUUCUGGACAAAUCGAAUUUUGCAUAGAAUUUGCAUCAAUUUCCGUAAAUGAUCUAGGAUUCUACAAAUGCUAUGCUAAUCUGGAAGAUUUAACGGUCUCCAAAGAAUUUCAUCUGCGACGAUCUAGAGAGCCAUUGGUAUUAAGUUCACCGCCAAAUAUCAUUUUCUACUGCCAAUUCAGCAUCGGAUUGUUCAUUUUCGCUUUCUGUUGCGCCACCUGUUGCAUCCUUCGACGAGGGCGACCAAGUAAAACAGGUCCAGAGAAGGACAGCCAGUGCCGGACAACGCUAAUGGACGUUUUGCCACCUAAAGAAUGCUCGUCGAACUCUACAACACCGUCAUACUGUAGUCAGGAACAUUAUCAUGUUCCUGUCGGAUGCUGCAUUGAAAACUAUCAAUAUGGGCAAUGCGACGAUGAUUCCUACGGUCCAGGCUCCUAUCCAUUUAUGGAAGAACGGCGUUACAUUCAAAGUGCACAUUGCACCAACAUCGACGAUAUCGUACAACGUCGGAUCUCUCAGUGGCGCCAUCGAAUAGCGGCUAUGCCGGCGCCACUGGCGCAAUUCGACAAAGAGACCAACAUUAUGGGAAUUGUGCACACCGCUGUAUAA